UUAUGUAUGUAUAUUCCCUCCGACAAAACCCUCUCUCCUUAGCCCUCCACGUGACCACCCGCUUAAAUACCCAGAAUCCAGUUCAAUCAAGUCCCUACAAAUUUAUUUACAUCUUUAAGCGACUACCAGAUUCGAAGAUCGAAUCGUGCGAAGCACCAAAACCAGAGACACUCAUUAACUCUACGGAAAGUGAAAAUAAUUAAAAUCAGACUCAAACAUCAUUCCGCUCAGACCGUACCCUCAGUUUAAUCUUUUCAAACCCUAAAUCCGGAAUCCCCUAGUCCAUAAUCAAUGGCAGCAGCAGUGCUGUAAGAAAAAUAAAUCAAGAAAAAAAGACUGAUAAAUUCACAGCAAUGAAGAGACAAAGGCAAUUCAAUUUGCCGCAAGAACAGCUUUCGCAAGCGGCUAAUGGCGUCGCGAACCCUGCACCUACAGAGUCUCGAUCCGUGACGAACAUUUUAACAGGGUCUCAUGAACUGACGGUAGUAGGCUACUCUCUGGCCAAGGGUAUGGGAGCUGGAAAACACAUUGCCAGUGAUGUAUUUACUGUGGCGGGGUAUCGCUGGGCGAUUUACCUUUAUCCCGACGGAAAAAAUCCUGAGGAUAAUUCUCUGUAUGUUUCUGUCUUCGUGGCGUUGGUUAGCGAGGGCACGGAUGUUAGGGCUUUGUUUAAGCUAAGCUUGAUGGACCAGAGCGGCAAGGGGAAGCACAAAAUUCAGAGCCAUUUCGAUCGCCCGCUCGAGAGCGGGCCAUAUACUUUGAAGUAUUCCGGAAGCAUGUGGGGUUACAAACGUUUCUUGAGGCGAUCUCUGUUGGACACAUCUGAUUUUGUAAAGGAUGAUACUUUGAAAAUUUGCUGUACGGUUGGAGUUGUGGUAUCUGUUACUGAAAGCCCCAACUCACACCAUGUUGCCAUACCUGAAACAAACCUGAGCCAACAAUUUGGGGAGCUGAUGGAGAAUGAGGAAACUGCAGACAUCACAUUUAAUGUAGCAGGGGAGAAAUUUUAUGCUCAUAGAUUGGUGCUUGCAGCUCGUUCCCCUGUUUUCAAAUCCCAGUUUUUUGGGUCCUCACAGGAGCAGAAUAAUAAAGAAAUUUUCGUUGGAGACAUGCAGCCAAAAGUGUUCAAGGCUAUGUUACAUUUUAUCUACAGAGACACACUUCCAGAUAUGGACGAACACAUAUGGUCACCACCACUGACUGCUUCACCUCCUUGCCCUUCGAUGCCUUGGUCAAUGGCUGAAUGUUUACUCGCAGCAGCAGAUCGGUUUAUGCUAGAUCGAUUGAAGAGUUUGUGUGAGGCAAGAAUCUUUCAAAGCAUAUCCAUAGAUAAUGUUUGUACAAUUCUAUCACUGGCUCAAUCCUAUGUGGCUUCUCAGCUGAAAUUUGAGUGUCUUAAGUUUGCUGCAUCAAACUUAGAAGAGGUUGUGCAGUCAGAAGGAUUCAAAUAUUUGAAGGAGAAUCGUCCAUCUCUGCAGUCAGAACUCCUGGAAACAGUUGCACGGUUUGAGGAUGACUCUGGCAUGAUAGAAAAUAGUGAGAGCACAUGGAGCCAUGAUUCUGAUGGCUUUGAUAGCAACAGCACAGAGGCCCAAGUGUAAUAAUAUAAAGCUAAAUUCACAUCAUUUCAGAAAAAAGCAAUAUCCCAAAUGCCAUAAUUUUAACGUAGUGCUAGGGUUGCUGAAUUGUCAUUAGGAUGGAUAUGAGGUAGGAAUGAACUUGUAUUUUUUUAAUAUUUUGGAAACCCUUGAUGUGACAAUAGUGGCUCCCAUGUGUAUCGAUCUCUUUUGGUAGGUUGAUAUGAAAUGCAACCCAAUAGACAAAUGACCCUCAGGGCUGUCCUGUUACAGAAGCUUCUCUUAGUUCAAGUUGGGCUGUUAUCUCCCAUGGACACUGCAAAUUUUUGCCUAGCUUGAUAGAAGCUCUCCAUCCAGUGGCUGGAAACUGGAAUUCUUUUGAACUUAGGAAAUCAGUGUCUUCAUUACUUGGAAGAAUGUAGGGGACAACUGUAUGAAUGUGGCAACGUGCACACUUGUAUUCUAUGAAUAUAAAUGCAUUUUUUGGAUAUUUGCCUUCA
This is a messenger RNA of Cryptomeria japonica (Japanese cedar), 2077 nucleotides long. Its product is annotated as BTB/POZ and MATH domain-containing protein 4. The record is from RefSeq and is a predicted model, not a curated record. Gene Ontology annotation, biological process: protein ubiquitination. Gene Ontology annotation, molecular function: protein binding. The coding region runs from base 354 to 1601 and encodes 415 amino acids. The transcript is spliced from 4 exons. Lineage: Eukaryota; Viridiplantae; Streptophyta; Pinopsida; Cupressales; Cupressaceae.